Messenger RNA from Ilyonectria robusta, 746 nucleotides. RefSeq lists its product as uncharacterized. The coding region runs from base 149 to 655 and encodes 168 amino acids. The record is from RefSeq and is a predicted model, not a curated record. Lineage: Eukaryota; Fungi; Ascomycota; Sordariomycetes; Hypocreales; Nectriaceae. The transcript has a single exon.
CGGUCUGCCGUCAUACGUCAUCCGGCUUGACACUUGUAAGCAGAGGCUGCACAACAACACGACAUUAUGUGGCAUGAUAAGAACCGCGCCCAUCACAUCACUCUCCAAUAUCAUCGCGUCUCGGCUUUUGAUGGCCACCUACCAAUAAAUGCAUUGCCGUAUCACCGCCAGCUCCACCAUCCCACUUGGUCGACUGUGCUCCCUUUUCCAACCAAGGAAAACUCCGUGUGCCGUGAUCCCACUCUCCUCCACUAGCAUGUCACACAUGCCGAACACGACCUCUCAAUCUGUAAACCUGCAUUUAUUGAGACUACAAUCAACAUCAACUCCCCGCCCAGGUCACACCACCCCAAACCAGUCAAACACCAACCAACCUCAACCAACAGGACCACCCUCGGCACAUGAAGAGGGAGGCAUAACCCAGUCAAAGUACACCACAUCCAACGCCCUCAUCCUAUGCUCUUGUCCCAUAUCUUUUAUUAUCCCAACAGUCAAACACAGGGUGUCCUCUGGGGUUCCUGCCUCCAUGGUUGCCAUGGCUCUCGUCGUCAUCCGUGGCUUCAACCUUGGUGCCCCUCGUCAUCAUUCAUCCGCCGUCCCUGUCAUUGGCGCAAUCUGCGUCUCUCAUCUGGGUAUCGUGAGUGAAUUCACAUGAUGGUGCAAUCGCCUUCCUGCUGUCUCUCGAUCUUGCUUCUCGAGAUGCGUUCCCGCUGGCGCUGGCCACCCUUGCCAGCGCGCUUCAGAUC